CACGUCAUUUCAGUCUUGUUCUAUUUCCGCCAUCUUGGAAAUACAGAUAAAGUAGUGAGCGUCUCUAGCAAUACGCGAAGUAGAUAACUGAUUUAUCAUAAUUUACCAACAAAAUGAAAACCUACAGUCGGAAGAAAUCCGGAGAAGCUCAAGACGUGAUCUUGGAUCUAAACGAAUUAUGUCGAUUAUGUAUGGCAAAAGAGGACGAAUUGGUGCCGAUUUUCAACAGCGACGAAGCCAUCCCUUUGACCCUGCGGAUCAUGGCUUGUGUCGCCCUCGAGGUUUUCGAAGGCGAUGGCCUACCGAACAAGAUCUGUCACCCGUGCAAAUUCCAACUGGAAAAAUCGUACAACUUUCGGAAAAAAUGCGAAAACUCAGACAUGAAACUGAGGCAGCAUUUGAAGAGUCUCCAGGCUAAGAUUGGCGAUGCUGACCUGAACGUAUCAGGGGAGAGCGAAGCGGCAGUUGAAGAAUCGCAAGAGAAACAAGAGGAUGAAGUUAAGGAACCCAGCACUGAAGAAGACUUGGUCGGGGUCACCCAAGUCGCCUACAUACAACCAGACCCCGAACCUGAAGACGAUCCCGAAAGUAUCACUUUACCGGCGGACGCCGACGUCGUGAAUAAAGACGCCUGCACCCUGAAAUCCCUCAAAAGGGAAGUCAUGGAUGUUGAAGACAAUGAAGGCGACGGAGUCAUUUUUGUGGAUGAAGCAAGCCAAGAAAUGGAAGACACGAGCUACGACGCGAUCGCAGACGCGGUCAAGGCCACUCUUGCCACCCAGCCGGGUUUUGACGUGUCUGGCCAGCUGCAGAUGAAAAUUAUCCCCACGGAGGGCAAGCUGACUCAGGUGGAGGUGACCACAGAAAACGGCACAGUCAUAGUCAUGGAACUGAUGACCGAAGAAGAGGCCGAAGCGCCCCAAAUGAGCUCCACCGUGCCGGAAGUCAACGAAGAAGGCGAAUUGAAAAUCUUCAAGUGUCCCCAAUGCCCCAAGUCCUUCGCACGGAGGAUUCAGCUGCGAAGGCACGCCUCGGUUCACAUGCAACAGAGAGGUUUCAGUUGCGGGAUGUGCGAGAAGUGGUUUCCCACUAGGUCGGCUUUGGUGCGUCACGAGAGGAUUCAUACGGGGGAGAGACCCUUCCAGUGUGAGAUAUGCCAGAAGAGUUUUGCCCAGAAGGAGAUUCUGUAUCGGCAUUUGAUGACACAUUCGGGACAGAAACCGUACAAUUGCACCCAUUGUAACAAAGGUUUUACGCAGAGGGAGCCACUGAGGAUCCAUCUGAGGACGCACAUGACGGAAGGCUCGCAUGAUAUCAAUUUACACUAUUGUUCCUUGUGUCCGAAAGUAUUUUGUCAUGCCUCGGGUUUGAGUCGGCAUUUGGUCACCCAUACAGGGAAGACCUUUAAAUGUAGGGAUUGUGAUCGGUCGUUCACGGAUAAAUCGUCGCUGAGGAGGCACCACAAACAAACACUGCAUCAACCGUAGGUUUCGUCGAAUAUUUUUGUGGCUAUAUAUUUUCUUUAAGAAUAUACUUAUUCACACUUA
This is a messenger RNA of Tribolium castaneum (red flour beetle), 1547 nucleotides long. Its product is annotated as zinc finger protein 358. Gene Ontology annotation, molecular function: DNA-binding transcription factor activity; zinc ion binding; RNA polymerase II cis-regulatory region sequence-specific DNA binding. Bases 114 to 1487 code for a protein of 457 amino acids. The transcript is spliced from 3 exons. Lineage: Eukaryota; Metazoa; Arthropoda; Insecta; Coleoptera; Tenebrionidae. The record is from RefSeq and is a predicted model, not a curated record. Gene Ontology annotation, cellular component: nucleus. Gene Ontology annotation, biological process: regulation of transcription by RNA polymerase II.